Molecule: messenger RNA, 1011 nt
Organism: Capronia epimyces CBS 606.96
Lineage: Eukaryota; Fungi; Ascomycota; Eurotiomycetes; Chaetothyriales; Herpotrichiellaceae
Product: NADPH2:quinone reductase
Exons: 2
Coding region: 1-1011 (336 amino acids)
Biological process (GO): cellular response to oxidative stress
Cellular component (GO): cytoplasm
Molecular function (GO): zinc ion binding; quinone reductase (NADPH) activity
Source: RefSeq, a predicted model, not a curated record
AUGUCGUCGAUCUCGAUUCCGGCCAAGAUGAAAGCCAUCCUGGUGCCCCAGCAUGGCGGGGCCGACGUUCUACAAUAUACCGAGUCGCAGCCGCAGCCGAAGCUGUCGGACGGGCAGGUGCUGGUCAAGAACAACUUCGCCGGCGUGAAUUUCAUCGAUACAUACUUCCGCACGGGCCUGUACCCUCCCCCGGACGGGUUUCCCAUCAUCCUCGGGCAAGAGGCAGCGGGUACGGUGGCCAAAGUCGCGGGAUCGAAUCCGCUGGGGUUUAAAGAGGGCGACCGCGUCGUCUGGAUCUUCCGCGGCGCCUAUGCUGAAUACACCGCGGUGCCGGAAGACCGAGUGGUUAAGAUCCCCGCCGAACUGUCGGACGAGCACGCCGUCGGCGGCUUCCUGAUGGGCAUGACGGCGCUGAGCCUGGUCAAGGAAGCAUACCCGGUGAAAAAGGGCGACACGGUGCUUGUGCACGCCGCCGCCGGCGGCAUGGGUCUGCUUCUGUGCCAGAUCCUGCGCGAUCUAGACGUCACCGUCAUCGGUACCGCCGGCGGGCCGGAGAAAUGUGCCCUGGCCAAGCAGAACGGCGCGACCCAUGUCAUUGACUACAAGAGCUCCAGUGGGCCGAGCUGGGUCGAACAGGUCCUGAAGCUCACCGACGGCAAGGGCGUCGAUUGCACCUUCGACGGUGUCGGCAAGGAUACCUGGGAGGGCAGUCUGGAGGUUGCGAAGCGGAAGAGUAAAGUGGUGUAUUUUGGAAACGCAAGCGGAGCCGUCCCGCCCUUCAACAUCGCCAAAUUGUCGGCAAAGAACGUGUCGAUCAUGCGCUCCACGCUGAUGAAUUAUAUUGUGACGCGUGAGGAGCUGGAGGACUAUGCCACCAGCGUCCUCGACCUGAUCAAGGUCGGGAAACUCAACAUCCGCAUCCACAAGACCUAUCCGCUCAAAGAUGCCGUGGAGGCUCACAACGAUCUGGAAGGUAGACGGACAACGGGCAAGUUGUUGUUGAAGAUCUAG